AUGGGACCCCUCCAACAGACUAUUCGCUGCAUGGGACACGUCGUGCGUGCGGUGCGGGCAUCCCGCGACUACCGAGUCCGAAGCAAGAAGGCAAACACCGAAGUCCUCCACCGAGCCGACUGCAUAGUCGAGUCACAAAUCAUAUAUCGCAAGGGGCCUGCUGUUAGCAAGCUCAUCAGACACUACAUACCCUACGACUUGUACGGUGAUGGGCCCAUGUUUCAAGAUUCCGGUGACAACCGCGUUACAGACUGUCGAACUUGCCUGACGACGAUGUGCGAGCAGAUCGACAAGAAGUAUGAGUGCGGCCACACGGGUUUCCACGAUAUCAAGUGGUGCCAGAACGUCGGCAGGGGCUGCAUGGGCCCCGGUGCCCAGCACGAGACCGUUGCGUGGUCUGGCUUAUGCACCGACUGCGCCAAUCGACAGUCCGACCCGAACCCCCAACGUUGA
Messenger RNA from Colletotrichum karsti, 453 nucleotides. RefSeq lists its product as uncharacterized. Bases 1 to 453 code for a protein of 150 amino acids. The transcript has 3 exons. NCBI's taxonomy places the organism in Eukaryota, Fungi, Ascomycota, Sordariomycetes, Glomerellales, Glomerellaceae. The record is from RefSeq and is a predicted model, not a curated record.